AUGUUCACCGUGCUGACCCGCCAGCCCUGUGGGCAAGGAGGCCUUAAGACCUUCUCCCGAAUCCCAGCUAUCAUCACCCUGGUGGUCUUGCUGGUGAGCGUUGUAGUGCUGAUAACAAUCACAAUCAUCCAGAUUAACCACAGAGAAGUCCUUCUUCCAGGACUGAAGUUUGGAGUCGUGCUGGACGCUGGGUCCUCCAGAACCACCUUCUACGUGUAUCAGUGGCCAUCGGAGAAGGAGAAUGAUACGGGAGUAGUCAGCGAAACCUUCAAGUGCAGCGUGAAAGGCUCCGGGAUCUCCAGCUAUGGAAAUCGUCCCCAAGAGGCCCCCAAAGCUUUUGAAAAUUGUAUGCAGCAAGUCAAGGCUCAGAUUCCAGAGAAACUCCACAAAUCCACCCGCAUUUACCUGGGGGCCACGGCCGGGAUGCGUUUGCUCAGGUUGCAAAAUGAAUCUGCAGCCAAUGAAGUCCUGACAAGCAUCGAAAACUACUUCAACUCCCAGCCCUUUGAUUUCAGAGGUGCUCAGAUCAUUUCUGGGCAAGACGAAGGGAUCUAUGGAUGGAUUACAGCCAACUACUUAAUGGGAAAUUUCCUGGAGAAGAACCUGUGGAAUAUGUGGGUGCAUCCCCACGGAGCGAAGACCACAGGAGCCCUGGAUUUAGGCGGUGCCUCAACCCAGAUAUCCUUUGCGGUGGGAGAGAAUGUGGAACGGAACACCAGUGGGAUCAUGCAAGUGUCUCUCUACGGAUACACGUACAAGCUCUACACACACAGUUUCCAGUGCUAUGGGCGGAAUGAGGCUGAGAAGAAAUUUCAGGCAAUAUUGCUUAAGAAUGCUUCUCCCAAAACCAGUAUCACCAACCCCUGCUACCCUCGGAAUUACAACACCAACUUCACAGUGGAGAACAUAUUCAACAGCCCGUGCACAGAGAACCUGAAGACUGUCGGCUACAAACAUGAUGAUAUCAUCACUUUUGAAGGCACUGGGGACCCAUCACUGUGUCGGGACACAGUAGCUCAUCUAUUUGACUUCAAAUCUUGCCAAGACCAGGAAAACUGUUCCUUUAAUGGGGUCUAUCAGCCAAAAGUGACAGGCUCAUUUAUGGCUUUUGCGGGAUUCUACUACACAAUCAGUGCUCUCAAUCUUUCAGAUAACUUUCCUCUGGAUACCUUUAACUCCAGCACCUGGAAUUUCUGCUCACAUAGCUGGAAUCAGCUUCCACUGCUGCUCCCCAGGUUUAGUGAGAAUUAUGCCCGCUCCUACUGCUUCUCCGCCCACUACAUCUACCACUUGCUUGUGAACGGAUACAGAUUCACGGAGGAGACCUGGCGCCAAGUCCAUUUUAAAAAAGAAGUGGGGAACAGCAGUAUAGCCUGGUCUCUUGGCUAUAUGCUCAAUCUGACCAACCAGAUUCCAGCCGAAAGUCCCCUGAUCCACCUGCCCCUGGAGCCACGGGCCUUUUGGGGCAUCCUCAUCUUCUUCAUGGUAAUGGCCGUGACGUGUCUGGUGUUCCUCGUGUACUUUUAUGUCUCGUCCAGGAAUCGCAGACACUCCCAGCAUGCCUUUGACAACGCAGUGGAUUCCGAGUGACCCUCCAGAAACAGCUUCUAGAGCUCUAGGGCUGCCUGGAACCAAAGUGGUGGCACCUGCCAGUACAAACGAACACACAACUGAAGUCAAGUUCCAAGGCCGGGUGCCUUUCUGAUACCAGUUUAGGUGGUAGCAACUUUUAGAAAGACCCCUGGCUCCUCUGACCUGUUGCUCCUCUCU
Molecule: messenger RNA, 1770 nt
Organism: Sorex fumeus (smoky shrew)
Lineage: Eukaryota; Metazoa; Chordata; Mammalia; Eulipotyphla; Soricidae
Gene: ENTPD3
Product: ectonucleoside triphosphate diphosphohydrolase 3
Exons: 10
Coding region: 1-1590 (529 amino acids)
Biological process (GO): nucleoside diphosphate catabolic process
Cellular component (GO): plasma membrane
Molecular function (GO): UDP phosphatase activity; GDP phosphatase activity
Source: RefSeq, a predicted model, not a curated record